This is a messenger RNA of Amphimedon queenslandica, 3643 nucleotides long. RefSeq names its product WD repeat-containing protein 6-like. Gene Ontology annotation, molecular function: protein binding. Gene Ontology annotation, biological process: tRNA methylation. Gene Ontology annotation, cellular component: cytoplasm. The coding region runs from base 40 to 3507 and encodes 1155 amino acids. NCBI's taxonomy places the organism in Eukaryota, Metazoa, Porifera, Demospongiae, Haplosclerida, Niphatidae. The record is from RefSeq and is a predicted model, not a curated record. The transcript has 25 exons.
CCUCCCAAAUGAGCCACUCCUCUACCCACGUGCUUUCUCAUGGCUGACCUCCUUAAUGUCAAGACUGCUUUGUUACCAGUUACUGCUUUACAUUGUCUCAAGAUCAAUGAAAAAGGAUCAGUUAUACUAGCAGGGUGUGGCCCAUGGCUAAGAGUAUUUAGUAUGUCUGCUACUGUGUGGUGUCUACUCCUAGAGGUUGAAAUGAUUCCAUCAAAAAGAAUACAUGGAAUUCGAUUAGGAGAAAGGAAAAGUAACAAUGUUAAUAUUAUUGUAUUUGGACAGAAAGUUUAUAAAUGGAUCAAUUUAUUAUUUGACCAGGAAAAUGAAGACAUUUUAAUCAGGCAGUACUCUGUUUCUAAUACAUACAGUGCUCCUGAUUGGAUAUUUGAUUUAUUGUGCAUAUCUUUUGUUAGUCUUGAUGUAUUUGAGGUUGCUCUAGGUCUAGCUCAUAAUGCCAUAGCCAUCUUCAAUUCAAAACUAUCAACACAAACUUUGCUGACGUCUGAAAUAAACUGCAUACUUUAUUCAUGUCAGGUUAGAUCAGUCUCUGGUUGGUUAUUGUUUGCUUCUGGUACUGUUUUCAAUGAUAUACUCCUCUCAUCUUACCCCAUCCAUCAAGUCAAGAUUAGUGACCUUUCUCCUCAUUUGGGUUCUUGUGAAGUAGCAGUGAGGCUCAAAGGUCAUGAGGGGGUCAUAUUUUGUGUUGAUUUUAAUGAGGAUUUGUCAUUGCUUGCCUCGUCAUCUGACGACAGGUCAGUAAGAAUAUGGGAACUGCCUCAAGACUGGAAAUUAUUAAAAGGCCACACUGUCUCUAAUUCUUUGUAUGUCCUUUACGGUCACACUGCUAGAGUUUGGAGGGUUUAUUGGACUCUGUCAUCAUCUCUCCUCCUCUCUGUUGGUGAGGAUGCAACCUGUAGAGUGUGGGACCAUCGUGGCAACUGUAAAAAUGUCAUCUCCGGCCAUAGAGGUCGUAAUAUUUGGAGUGUAGCUUUUAACGAAGCAGAUAAUUUAAUUUAUACAGGAGGGGAGGAUUCCAGUAUUAGAGUCCAUUCCUUGUCUGUCAGUAGUGGGCCUGGACAGAAAGGUGCACUAUAUGACGGUCCACGUAAUGUUACUGUAUUAUCGAGUAGACAUCAAAUGUUCCCCUCUCCUCCUCCUCUCCCUCCCUCUCCCCGCUCUCUUCUCCUGUGGGACAAUCAUCUCUUACUCUGCCUUUUUGAAGAUGGCUCUCUUUGUCAGUUGGAUCUUAGUCUUUCCCCUCCUGAUUCUAAUUGGAGCCCACCCUGUCAUACUGAUCCAAAAUAUUCAAAAUAUUCUUUGAUGACAUUAGCCAAAGGAUUACCUUUACUGGCUAUUGGAAAUUUAGAGGGAAGCAUAAAAAUAUUAGCACUACCUGCAGCUGUUGAUGUAUGUAAGGAAUGGACGGCACACAGUGGGAAGGUUUUCUCGUUGUUAUGGAUGGAGCUACCUACAGACACUACCUCCUCCAUCACUGAUGGUAAUACACUCCCAGUACAUUCAACUGAAGUGUUACUUUCUUGUGGGCCAGCUGGAAAUAUGAUCUGUUGGUUGGUUGAUUACUCCAGCGAUAAAGAGCCAAUAGCUGUCUCUCUUCUCUUCACUCUUCUACUCCCUCAGUCUAAGCAUAGAUGGACCACAGCAGCUCUUAUACUCUCUAUAGAGAAGGGAAGGGUGAGGGAGGGAGGAGAGAGGGAGAGGAGGCGAUUUUGUAUAGCCUGUGGUGACAAGAAAGGAUCAAUUCAUCUUUAUUAUUGCUUUGAUGGACAGAAAGAGAUACAAUCACCUUCACAAUCCUUCUAUGGUGUCCAUGGUCCUAAUGGUGUCACACAGAUGUUCACAUUAAAUGGUUCGUUAUACAGUGUUGGUAGGGAUGGAUACUGCAGACAAUACUCAUUCACUUUGUUAAAAACUGAGAGAGGGGAGGAAGAAGAAGGGGCUGAUGGUAAUGAGGUGAUUGGAUUAUAUGAGUCCAACAGGUUUCAUCCUGUACGUGGUGUUGACUGGAUUGAGGGAGUAAGAUUCACUGUCAAUCAUGGAACCUUAACAACCUGUUACCAUGGGAAUGAGUUUUUACUCCAUUCCUCUGUAUAUGAGAGAAGCAUAUUUACAGUCACUUGUGGUGGUGGGCACAGGUCAUAUGCUCUCUCCUCUCUCGAUAGUAUUAUAGAGACUCAUAAUGUGACAUUUGCGUACAUCAAGGGAUCUAGUGUUGUUAUUGUGCAGGAGAACCUGUCAGACCAGCUUAUGAUUCCUGUUUUACAAGCACCUUUCAUUGGCCGGGAAGCCGUUUCAAUUUGUUUACUUAAUACUAUUGAGGAAUCAAGUACUGCUUUGUUUGCUGUUGGAAGUGAAGAUUGUUCGAUUGCUCUUGUUAAAGCAAAAUGCAUUAAAAAUGAUAAAGGUGAUUCUACAUUAUCAUUAAAUCCUAUUGCUAGUAUUGGUGGGCAUACUUCUUGUAUACAAUCUCUCUCUUCUCUCCUUCUCUCUGACAAUAAGCACUGUCUACUCUUUUCUGGUGGUGGCAGGGCCAGUUUAAAGGCUUGGCUUAUCUCUACAAACGAUUUGAAAGAGCCAUCAGUAUCACUGCAGUGUGAGUAUAAUUUGCACAAUUUGCCAUCAAAGCCACAGAGAAGGAGGAGGAAAGGAAAGUCUGCUUCAGUUCCUCCUCCUGAAUGCAGAAUAACAUCAUUGGCUUCACUGGCAUUAGCUGAUGUUAGUGUGAAGUAUAGAAAAGGACAGUCUUGUGUAACUGCUGGCUGCUCUGAUGGUUUUAUAAGAAUUUAUAUUUAUGAUGAAGUAUUGAAAUCCUUCACUCUACUGGAGGUCAUUGAUCAUCAUCAUCAUUGUAUACUAACAGUAUCUAACAUUAUAUUAUCUUUUAAUGACAGUCCAUUCAAGACAGCUCUUUUACUAACAGCAGCAACUGAUGGGAGUAUAGUCUUGUGGCCCCUCUCAUCAUUAAUCAGUAAAUGGCAUGAUGAUCAGGAGAAGGGAAGAGAAGAGGAAGCCACUCCAACACUUGAUCCAUUGUUAUCAAUCGAUCAAGCUCACCAGUCAGGGAUCAAUGAUAUCUCAGUGAUACUGAUACAAGAAUCACUCGAUCCCAAUCUGUUACUGAUUGCAUCUGUUGGUGAUGAUACUGCCCUGGUUAUUAGUCUGUGCUCAGUAUCAUGUGACUCUCACCUCCUUAUCAAGGGACAGUGUAAAUUGUCUUCUGCUCAUUAUUCUGCUAUAACAGGUGUAUCAUUUUUAUCUCCAGGCGUACUACUGACCACAUCUAUUGAUCAAAGACUUUCUCUCUGGUCAGUUACUGUCGAUGGUUUUGACCCCUCUCUUGCCAAGGUUACUGAUUGCGUUCACAAUGUGGCUGAUCCCUCGUGUCUGGUGUCAUAUCAUCUCAAAGACAGCUGUUAUGGUGUUGUUUGUGGGGUUGGGAUGGAAUUCUUUGAAUUGAACCAAGAACUGUGUCGGAAAAACAUGUAUUAACAUAACGUACUUUUUAUCAAUAAUAAUUAUUUUUACUAAAAUACAUUAUUAUUAACAAUUAUUAUCCUAAUUAGUUUUUGUGGUUCUUGUCUAUCAAUACAGACAACAAUGGAGAGUUUUUGUAGUUCAAAAAUUA